Molecule: messenger RNA, 872 nt
Organism: Mus caroli (Ryukyu mouse)
Lineage: Eukaryota; Metazoa; Chordata; Mammalia; Rodentia; Muridae
Gene: Dctn5
Product: dynactin subunit 5
Cellular component (GO): dynactin complex
Source: RefSeq, a predicted model, not a curated record
UGGCCGGUCAACCGGAAGUAGCUGGAAUCACCAUCAGCCUGAGCUACUGACAGGAUCCUGAGGUUCAAAGAGGGGGCAGCCAUGGAGUUGGGCGAACUGCUGUACAACAAGUCGGAGUACAUCGAGACGGCAUCUGGUAACAAAGUUAGUCGCCAGUCUGUUUUGUGUGGAAGCCAGAACAUCGUCCUCAAUGGCAAGACCAUUAUAAUGAAUGACUGUAUCAUCCGAGGAGACCUGGCAAAUGUAAGAGUUGGACGUCACUGUGUCGUGAAAAGCCGUAGUGUCAUAAGGCCACCGUUCAAAAAAUUCAGCAAAGGUGUUGCAUUCUUCCCUCUGCAUAUUGGGGAUCAUGUCUUUAUUGAGGAAGACUGUGUGGUCAACGCUGCCCAGAUUGGUUCUUAUGUUCACGUUGGGAAGAACUGUGUGAUUGGGCGCCGUUGCGUAUUGAAAGACUGCUGCAAAAUUCUCGACAAUACAGUAUUACCCCCAGAAACUGUGGUCCCCCCAUUCACUGUCUUCUCCGGCUGCCCAGGACUCUUCUCCGGGGAGCUCCCAGAGUGCACACAGGAGCUGAUGAUUGAUGUCACCAAAAGCUACUACCAGAAGUUUUUACCCCUAGCACAAGUCUAAUGUCUCUGCUUUGUAUCUUUAAUCCUUUUGAACUCCAAGACGAACCUGGAGAUAAAGAGAGCAGCCAGUGACUAUAAGAGCUGUCCUGUUUUUGACAACUUCUACUCUCCCGUUGUUGGCUUUUUUUUUUUCAAUUUUAAAUGGCUCUGAGCAUUUAAGAAUUUAAUAAGGCUAGAGAGAUGGCUCAGUGAUUAAGCAUGCUGGUUGUUCUUCCAGAGGACCCAGGUUCAGUUCCCAGAACU